AUGGACUACAUCCAGGGAUUCAUGCAGCAACCGAAACCGCAAUCUGCAGAUGAGACAAUCCCGACUCUGUGCGACAGAGUGGACAACUCAACGCGCAUCAGUGAUAGACGGUCCGCUAUUCUAGGGCUGAAGUCGUUCAGUCGACAGUACAGGGAAUCCGUGAUUGCAUCCGGGUUGAAACCGCUGUUGAGCGUCUUGGAGAGAGACCACGAGGACGACAGUUCCGUGAAGGCCAUCCUGGAGACGCUUCUGAUCUUGUUUAUUAGAGGGGAGAGCGACGAUGAUCUGACGAGGAAUUGGAUCUCCCAGCAAUCGAGGUUGCAGAACGGGAAGUAUCCGUCCCCGUUGGUGAUGAAGCAGGAACAAGAGACCAUUGACCAGUUCUCGAUGUGGAUUGCUGACGCAAUCAUUCAGUCCAAGGAACUGAUCCAUCUGAUAAUCAACUUCUUGGAGACCGAGGAUUUCCACAUUAGAUUAUACACGGUGCAACUGCUCGAGGCGCUGCUGGCAACAAGGCCUGCGAGGGCGAGGGGCACCAUUGUAGAAUUACCAACAAGUGUGUCCACAAUGGUGGCAUUGUUGGACGACGUGCACGAACCGAUUAGAGACGAGGCCAUUUUGCUGCUUAUGGCAUUGGUGAACGACUCCCCACACGUCCAAAAACUCGUUGCCUUCGAGAAUAUCUUUGAGAGAUUGUUUAUCAUCAUAGAAGAGGAGGGCGGCCUAAGGGGCUCGCUGGUCGUUAACGACUGUCUGUCCCUCAUCAACAACAUCCUGAAAUAUAACACAUCAAAUCAGUCGCUUUUUCUGGAGACUGGUAACUUGCCCAGGUUACGACGGGUGCUUGAUGAACCUCUAUCUGCCGAAGAGGAUUUUUUCUGGAACGAUCAAAGAAUCAGCAAUAUAAGCACAGCAUUUGAUAUCGUCUCCUUGAACGUCGAGCUAGGCAAUUCACACACUAAUAACCACCAGAUAGUAUUAUUAGAGUCCGGUGUCUUAAUGGUUGUUCUACGCCUGGCAUUCUAUUAUAACAUUCCAAAACGAGUUAGACCUGUGGCACUGCUGACCGCUGCGAACAUGAUCAGAGAUAACGAGGCUGUUCAGAACGAAUUCGGUAAAAUUGACGUUCCAUACUUCGACCCAACUGUUACAACUCCUAUUGCCGAAAAGGAUCAAAUGUUGGUUCCUGUGAUAGACCUACUGGUUAACUGGGCCCUUUAUGCAAACUCGGUGCAUACAUUCAAUACCAGAGCUGCAGCUACAGAACUGUUGAAAUCAUAUCUAAGUGGUAACUUUGUUGUACAGUCCAAGUUUCUUACGUACCAGAUUGAAAGAUACAAUGGUAGAUUUGACCCCAAGAAGAACGAGGCAAAUGGCUCCAGUACCAAAAUCCUGAAAAGUAACCUUUUCGAAGUUCUACUCAGUUACGACCCGGAUAUCACAUUAAACCCUUAUAAAAUUUACUUCACUACCGACAUUCUAAUGUAUCUAAUUCAACGGGAAAGCAGUGGGACUACAGAUUUGAGGGAAUUGCUCAAUAAGAUACAGACAGAACCAAGCAUUGAGGAUGACGAACCUUUAAACAUCGUGGAAACCGUUUCAGAACUGUUGUUAACCACAUUGACAGUAAAGGAUAUUCGUGUGCCCAUUUCGUACAUCUCCUUUGUUGUAUUCUGGUUGUACGGCGAUGUGAACGUGGUGAACAAUUUUUUGUCAGGUAAAUCAAUAAUUGAUUCCCUGCUGUCCUUUUCUUAUCAGAUAGAAGAUGAGGAUAUCACCAUCAAGUGUCUUGUGACCAUGUUGUUAGGUGUUGCAUACGAAUUCUCCUCAAAGAAUUCGGUGUUCCCUAGAAAAGAAUACUUUGAUUUCAUCGCAAAAAGGCUAGGUAAAGACAAUUAUCAGUCUCGUAUCAAACAAUUCAAGGAAAACUCUCUUUUCGCUCAAGCUAAGGAGGACUUUGACUUCUUUAACCCUACCCUAGACGAUACAGGUUUGCCCAACUUGUACUUCAGUUCGUAUUUUGUCCAUUUGAUCAAUGAGAAUAUCUAUAGAAUCAGAACCGCAUUGAAUCACAGUCCCGAUCAGGAACCUUAUUUAAAGCUGUCAUUUGAGGCAUUUGAACAGUUGCAAGAAAAAUGCUCCGUUCUUGAAAAGAAUAUUGAAGCACUACAGUCUGAGAGUGUCAGCUCUACUGAGGUCUUAACCUCUAAAUUGAACAAAUUAUCGAAGGAGCAUACAGAGGUUGUAGAAGAGUACGGUAAGUUAACCGAGGAGCAUUCUGUGCUGCUUGAUAAGUACAAUGACAUCGAUGAACAACUGGAGGAUAUAACUGAAAAAUUGGAACAAAUGACUAAAGAAAAGGAGCGGCUGGACCUUCUUCAGAAAGAAAUGGUAGUUAACCUCGAGACCAAGGAUUCACACUUGGAAGAACUCGAUGAGAGCACAAAAGCUUUGAAUGAUAAACUGAAACAGAUGACUGUCAUGAAGGAGAAAGCUGAAGAAGGGAUUAAUAAAAUGAGUCGUGAACUAUUUGCCUUGAACAGAAACAACCAGACCUUGGACGAAAAGAUCAAACAACAGGCAAAAGAUCAAGCGAAGGAAAAUGAAAAGCGCCUCAAGGAAAUCAAGACCUUGAAUGAUACCAUUUCUUCUAAAAAUAGUGAAAACUCUAAACUGAAUAAUAAAAUCAAAGAACUUGAAACUCAAAAGAAAUUUCUGGAGGAUGAGAGAACCACUAUCUUGAAGGAAUUAGCCGAAUGGAAAUCCAAGUUCCAAAGUCAUGAUUCGCUGGUCCCUAAACUAACUGAAAAAUUGAAGUCUUUGGCGAACAAUUAUAAAGACUUGGAAAUUGAAAAUACUAAUAUAAAGACACGUUUGAAUGAAGAACAAAGCAAACACUUAUCUGAGGUGUCUGAUCUAAAUGAAAAGAUCGAGUCGCUGGAGAGAACUGAGAUAUCAUUAACUGAGGAGAAAAAGGACCUUGAAACAAAAUUAUCUUCAUUAGAGCAUGAGAUCAACUCGUUCAAGGGUGAUCAUGAUACAAAAAUUGAACAAUUAUGCACUGAGAAAGAUGGUCUUGAGCAACAAAUUGAACAAUUGACCAACAGUUUAAAGAAGUCUGACGAAGAAAAGGAGAAUGCUAGGCUUGCUGUAACCGAUCUUACUACUAGGCUGGAUGGUAUGAAAAAAGAAUAUGAAGAACGUGAAGUUACUUUUGAAGAGCUCGAAAAGAAUGCUCAAACGGAAGCUGCUCAGAUAUCUGAAAAAUUGAAAAAGGCAGAGGAGGAUGUUGCAGCGCUCGAAAACACAAAGGCCAAGCUUUUUUCUGAAAUAAAAUUACAGGAAAACGCAAUCGAAAAGUCGAAAGAGACAAUUACUGGGCAUGAAGGGACCAUAGAACAACUCAAUGGUAGGAUUGCUGAUUAUGAGGGGACUAUAGAAGAGCUCAAUGGCAUUAUUAAAAGUCACGAAGAGACUAUCCAAGAGCUCAGCAGCUCCAUUGAUGAUCGCGAAAAGAACAUUCAAAAACUCAAUACUUCCAUAAACGAAUUGAACAGUGAGAUUGUAGAGCUAAAAGAAACUAACCAGGAGUUGGAAGAGUGCGUUUCUCGUCAUGAGAAGACAGUAACUGAAUUAAAUGAAAAGAUAGAAAAAUCCGAUCCAAUAAUCAGUUCCUAUGAGGCUGAAAUUAAAGAUUUGAAACAAAAGAUUUCUAGUUCAGAAGAUAAGAUAACCAGUCAGGAGUUAAAAUACAAAGAACUACAAGAAAAGGUUACUCUAUUAGAAAAAGAGAUCGAAACUUUCAAAACAAAACGGGAAGAUUUUGAGAAAACAAUAUUGCAAAGCAAGGAAUUGGGAGUAAGCUUGAAUGAGAAGAACAAAAGUUUGUCUGAGGAACUAGUAUCAGUGCAUAAACUUCAAGAGAAAUGUCAAGCUGAACUGUCCAAAAAGAAAUCAAAAGUUGAGGGUUUGCGUGGUUCGAUCGAAAAGUUGUCCACUGAGAAAGAGAGCUCUGAAAAGAAAGUUGAACAGCUUUUGAAACAAAUUGAAGAAAAGGAUAGUAAUAUCAUCUCCUUGACGGAUGAGAAACAAGCUUUGAACAAAAACCUUUUGAUCAGCAACCAGAAAAUCCAAAAAUUGAAUAAAAACGUAGCGGACAGUACGUCUGAGCAAGUGCGGUUGCAAGAGGAGCUGUCGCAACUGAAGGAAACAAUAAAUGUCAACGAAAAGACGUAUGAACAAAACACUGCCUUGUUAAAAACAGAAAUCGAAAAGUUUCAGAAAGAAAGAACUGAAAAAGAUGUGUUGGUUACCGAAUUACGGGCGAAAGCUUCCAAAUUGGAGAAACAAGUUUCCGAAACGGAACAAGAAAAUGUUCAGAAAGUGCAGACAUUAAAUGAGCAAAUAAAAUCCCUGAAAGAAGAAAAGAACAAAGCUUGUAGCGAAGCAGGAAACCUACAGAGCAAAUUUGAAACCAACAAUGUUGAGUUCGAGUCACUGCGAAAAGAACAUGACCUUGCUUGUGAAAGGUUGGAAAGCAUAGCGAACGACUUGAAAAUAGCGAGCGCUAAGGCAGAUGCCUCGAACACUGAAAAUGUUGCUGCUCAACAGAGGAUAGACAUUUUGAAGGCGGACCUUGGCGAACAAGAUAAGAAAAUAAGAGAAAAUGAAGCGAAUAUUGAGACAUUGAUUAAUGAGAAGGAAAAACUUUUGCUUGAGUUGAAGAGGGUGAAGGCGAAUAUGGAAAAAUCCGGGAAAGAGCAUAAGGAGGAGAUGCAAAAGCUCAAAACUGACCUAAAAGUCAAGACUCAGGAAUUUGAAAAGGAAAGGAAAAUGUUAAACGAAGGUUCCUCAAGCAUUACACAAAAAUACUCUGACAAGGUGACUGAGCUAGAAGAGAAGCUAGAAAAAUCUGAUAAUGAUAUUAAAUCAAAGCUUGAAAUAAUUGAAGAGAUGAAAACUGAUUUUGAUAAAAGGUUGGAGGCACAGCAGAAACUUGCGGACGACCAGGUCAAGGAAGUUGAGGAGCUAAAGCUGAUUAUAUCUUCAAAAUCUUCCAAGUUAGAUGCAAAAGAAGCUGAAUUGAAAAACACAAAGGAUACGAAUGAAAAAUUGCUUUCUGAACUAAAACUGCAAAUAAGUACAUUGGAAAAUAAGAUUUCGGCCAAGGAAAAGGCGCUUGCAGAAACAGAAUCAACGGGCAAAGAAAAAGAAAAGCAACUAAAUUCCCAGUUAGAAGCCCUACAAGAGGAGGUCAAGUUGGCAGGAAAGAAAGCGAAGGAUUCGGUAAGUGGUUUGGAAACUCAAUUGAAUCUGGUUAAGAAGGAUGUUGAAUCCAAAAACAACGAGAACUCAAAACUAGUUGCUGACAACAAAACUUUACAAUUGGAAAAUUCGAAACUUUUGGCUAUCAAGGAGAAGAUAAUAGAAGAAAAAAACGGAAUUGUAGACGACUUGGCCGAGGCCAGAACUGUCGCCGACAAGUUGAAAGAUGAAUGUGCCGCGACUUCCAAGGAACUUCAACUCAUCAAAUCAUCUGAAGAAGAGACUAAGACUGAGAUUUCAGCGAUGGAAAAAUCCAAGAACCAACUGGAACUUUUAUUGGAAUCUUUUAAGGCCAAAGUAUCGGGGUUGGAAAAAGAUCUGAGUCAAAAAGAUUCCAUAUUAGAAGAAACAAGACUUGCACUGGAAAAGUACACCAGUGAGAAUGAGUCUAAACAAAAGGAUCUGGAAGCACAUGUCAAGCAGUUGGAAAGUGAAAAGGAUAGGCUAGCCUCUGAAAUCGAAGAGGAACGGAAGCUGGCUACUGAAAAGUCUAACCAGAAAAUAAUCGAACUUGAAAGCCAAUUAUCCACACUGAAGUUGCAAUAUGAAAAGGACGUCAACGAAGUGCAAACAAAACUUGAGACCAAAAUAAGCCAGUUGAGCGAUGAAUUGGAUUCUAUAACGAAGGAGAAGAUGGAAGUUCAAAACAAACUUCAUUCCCUGACCGAAGAAAAUGAAUCCAUAAAAGAGGCGUCUACUACAGCCAAUAAUAAAGAGAUUGAAAAGCUUCAUGAGGAAAUAAAGUUUUCCGAGAAAAAAGCUGCAGAAAGCAGAAAGGUGUUGCAAGACGAAUACGACGCUAAAGUCAAGAAACUAGCUGAUGAAAUAAAAGCUUUAGGGAAAGAGAGGCGAGAACGAGAAGGGGAACUAACUACCAAAUUAAAAACAUCUGAAGAUAAGUUGAACUCAGUACAAGACGAACUCUCGGCGAGAAUUGAGGCCUUACAAGCGGAAAAAUCUGAUCUUGCCGCAAAACAAGAAAAAGAUUCAAAGGCAGCGGAUGAUAAGCAGGCUGCAUCUGAAAGCAUUUUGAAAGAAGAGAUCGAGAAGUUAAAGAAGGAAAACCGCGCCUUGCUUGAAAAAUCGAAAUUGGAGUCAGAAAAUGUUGCGAAACAAGCUUGUGCUGAGGUCGAGCAACUGAAGAAGAAGAAUGAGGAGUUGACUUCUAAGCUCAAUGACCGGACUGAAAUUGAUGAGCUGAUGUUAUUGGUCACCGAUCUUGACGAAACAAACACCAAGUAUCGUGAAAAGCUGGAAGAACUUGGCGUUGAAUUAUCGUCAGCUGAAGAAGACGAGGAUGACGACGAAGUUGAUGAAGAUGACGAGGCUGAAGAUUAG
Molecule: messenger RNA, 6663 nt
Organism: Huiozyma naganishii CBS 8797
Lineage: Eukaryota; Fungi; Ascomycota; Saccharomycetes; Saccharomycetales; Saccharomycetaceae
Gene: USO1
Product: Uso1p
Exons: 1
Coding region: 1-6663 (2220 amino acids)
Biological process (GO): transcytosis; intracellular protein transport; endoplasmic reticulum to Golgi vesicle-mediated transport
Cellular component (GO): ER to Golgi transport vesicle membrane; Golgi stack; endoplasmic reticulum
Source: RefSeq, a predicted model, not a curated record